CCCGAGCGGCGGAGGUGGCGCAACUGCCGCCCCUCCCGAGGCCAAGUUUGAAAAAAGGACGCGGUUCCCGCCAUUUUUCAAGACUAAAAAUAAAACUUUCUUCACCCCGUCUCUUGCUUCCCUUUCGCCUUCCGGGCCUUCUCCCCUCCCAGCUUUCCAGGGCGGGUCCCGGUCGGCCCGGGUGAGCCGUUGUGGCGGCGACUUCGCCCUCCCUCCCGCGCCGGGGCGGCGGAGCCCGGGCCCCCUGGCCGGGAGGCUGGCCCCUCGGUGUGGGCGGGCGGCGGCUCCUCGCGCCAGCCGGGGCGCGCCACAGGCCGAAACAGCGCCAUGUUGGCGGGCAUCCGCCCGCCCCCGGCGGUGGCUGCGGGCCGCCGCUCCCCGGGCGGAGCUCGUCUUGUUUUCUGCCUGCCUGGCCGAGGCUCGGCUGGCUCUGGCGCGAGCCCUGCUCUCCGCCGCCGACUCAUCUUCUCUCCGGAGAGCUCUGGCCUCCUCCUCCCUUCUUAAAAGGGCGAUGCCAGUCUGCGGGGGUGCCAGCGGGCCUCGGAGGCCUCUGCCCCUGCAAGUGCAUAGUGCGGCCGACCGCGGCCGCGUGAGCAGCGGGUGGGCCUUUAAGAAUCGCCUGUUUCUUCUCCGCCCCUGCCCUCCCCGCGAACUGGAGCGGCUUCCCGCGGCCCGGCGCGGGGCCACGGUUCCCGGUCGCCACGCGAGGAGGCCGCGCCUCUGCCAGACCCCCUGGUCGGUUCGAGAACUUGUCCUGGACAAUUGCAAAUCGAAUGAUGGAAAAAUUGAGGGCUUAACAGCUGAAUUUGUGAACUUAGAGUUCCUCAGUUUAAUUAAUGUAGGCUUGAUUUCAGUUUCAAAUCUCCCCAAACUACCAAAAUUGAAAAAGCUUGAGCUCAGUGACAAUAGAAUCUGUGGAAGUCUGGACAUGUUGGCAGAAAAACUUCCAAAUCUCACACAUCUAAAUUUAAGUGGAAAUAAACUGAAAGAUAUCAGCACCUUGGAACCCUUGAAAAAGUUGGAAUGUCUGAAAAGCCUGGAUCUGUUUAACUGUGAGGUUACUAACCUGAACGACUACCGAGACAGCGUCUUCAAGCUCUUGCCCCAGCUGACCUACCUGGAUGGCUAUGACCGAGAGGAUCGAGAAGCUCCUGACUCAGAUGCCGAAGUGGACGGUGUGGAUGAAGAAGAAGAUGAUGAAGAAGGAGAAGAUGAGGAGGACGAGGAGGAUGAGGAUGGUGAGGAGGAAGAGUUUGAUGACGAAGAGGAUGAAGAUGAAGACGAUGAUGUAGAAGGGGAAGAGGAUGAAGAUGAAGUCAGUGGAGAGGAAGAAGAAUUUGGACAUGAUGGAGAAGUUGAUGAAGAUGAAGAUGAUGAGGAUGAGGAUGAAGAUGAAGAGGAGGAAGAAAGCGGGAAAGGUGAAAAGAGGAAGAGAGAAACAGACGAUGAAGGAGAAGAUGAUUAAGAUGCUAAAUAACCUGCAAAAAAAGAACUGUUCAGUAUUGGUUGGACUGCUCGUAUGGAUUUGGUAGCUGUUUAAAAAAAAAAAAAAAAGGUAGCUGUGAUACAAACCCCUGGACACCCACCCACCCAAAGAGCCAAAGAAUAGUUCCUGUGACAUUCCGCCUUCCUCCAUUUAGUCCCUUUUGGAAAUUCACCACCAAGCUUGGGGACUGCACCCCAGCAAAAUUGUAAGCGUUGUUAGGUUUCCAUGUAAGACUCUUGCUGUAGCGUGGAUAGCUGUGAUUGGCGAGUCAGCCGUCUGUGGCUACCACUUACACCAAGAUUGUAACAGCAUUUCUACUUUCUGUACAACAAAGAAGCUUUGUAAAUAAAAUCUUAACAUUU
This is a messenger RNA of Phyllostomus hastatus (greater spear-nosed bat), 1848 nucleotides long. It is a transcript of the gene ANP32B, whose product is annotated as acidic nuclear phosphoprotein 32 family member B. Gene Ontology annotation, molecular function: histone binding. Gene Ontology annotation, cellular component: nucleus. Bases 512 to 1465 code for a protein of 317 amino acids. NCBI's taxonomy places the organism in Eukaryota, Metazoa, Chordata, Mammalia, Chiroptera, Phyllostomidae. Gene Ontology annotation, biological process: regulation of apoptotic process. The transcript is spliced from 7 exons. The record is from RefSeq and is a predicted model, not a curated record.